Molecule: messenger RNA, 1518 nt
Organism: Gadus macrocephalus (Pacific cod)
Lineage: Eukaryota; Metazoa; Chordata; Actinopteri; Gadiformes; Gadidae
Product: gastricsin-like
Exons: 9
Coding region: 41-1204 (387 amino acids)
Biological process (GO): proteolysis
Molecular function (GO): aspartic-type endopeptidase activity
Source: RefSeq, a predicted model, not a curated record
AGCCCUCUGCACCUCAUCCACCAGGACCAGCGGCCGAACCAUGAAGUUCCUCAUCGUUGUUCUGCUUGGCGCUGUGCUGGUCGAGGGGCUCGUCAGGGUCCCGCUGACUAAGCACAAGUCGAUGCGUGAAGCGCUCAGGGAGAAGGGCAUCGAGAUGCCCUACCAGGACCCCGCCACGAAGUACAUGGCCAACGAGUUUGCCGGCUCCAACAGCAUGUACAUCAACAACUACGCAGACAGCACCUACUACGGAGCCAUCAGCAUCGGCACUCCGCCCCAGGCCUUCCAGGUUCUGUUUGACACCGGUUCCUCCAACCUGUGGGUGGAUUCCGCCCUGUGCAACACUCAGGCCUGCAGCGUGCACACAAAGUUCUACCCCCAGCAGUCCUCCACAUACUCACGCAACGGGCAGACUGUCUACAUCCCCUAUGGAGCCGGAAGCCUUUAUGGCGUCUUUGGCUAUGACACUGUGUCUGUCGCAGGCAUCGUGGUCCCCCACCAGGAGAUCGGACUGAGCACCAGCGAGCCGACACAGCCCUUCGCUUCCGCCAAGUUUGACGGCAUCCUCGGCCUGGCCUACCCACGCAUCUCCUCCGGCGGAGAGACCCCCGUCUUUGACAACAUGAUGUCCGAUAACCUGCUGCAGUCCAACAUCUUCGCCUUCUACCUUUCCAGGGGGGGUGCUCAGGGCAGUGAGCUGACUCUCGGAGAUGUGGACAACAACAGGUACCAGGGCUCCAUCUACUGGACCCCAGUCACCUCAGAGAGCUACUGGCAGAUUGGUAUCCAAGGGUUCCAGAUCAACGGCCGCAGCACUGGCGUGUGCUCCCAGGGAUGCCAGGCCAUCGUGGACACUGGCACGUCCACUCUGACCGCCCCAGGCCAUUACAUCGGAGUGAUCAUGCAAAGUAUUGGAGCCCAGCGGAGCCAGUAUGGCCAGUACAUGGUGGCCUGCAGCUCGGUGAACAACCUGCCCACCCUCUCCUUCGUGAUCAGUGGAGUGGCGCUGCCCCUGCCCCCCUCUGCUUACAUCGCCCAGCACCACCAGAACGGGUACCAGUACUGCAGCGUGAACAUCGGGCCCACCUACCUGCCCUCCCAGAGCGGACAGCCCCUGUGGAUCUUUGGGGACGUCUUCCUGAGGGAGUACUACUCCAUCUACGACCGCACCAACAACCGCGUGGGCUUCGCCACCGCCGCCUGAGCCACUCGGUGGUGACUCACUCGCUCGCUGGCCCCCAGAACCACCAUCCACACGUCAAACACAUCUCUAGCACAAACAACGUUGGUGCCCGCUGCACAGCUCUAGGGAGGCACCCUGGACGUUCCUGAGCGGGAGAGCCAUCGAUUGUCUGUCUUGAAAAUGUGCGUGAAUAAUGUCUGAUUCAAAGUUCCACUUUUGAGUUGUUAUGGGGUUUGAUUCCAACACAGAGAAGCAGAGUGUAGGAUUUCUUCUGAACACACAAUUUGAGAAGUAGAUUUUUCUGAAAUUCCAUCAUGUGUGUGAUUUGACGAAUA